Messenger RNA from Oncorhynchus keta (chum salmon), 588 nucleotides. Its product is annotated as calcium-responsive transcription factor-like. Bases 1 to 588 code for a protein of 195 amino acids. Gene Ontology annotation, molecular function: DNA-binding transcription factor activity, RNA polymerase II-specific; RNA polymerase II cis-regulatory region sequence-specific DNA binding. The transcript is spliced from 5 exons. Gene Ontology annotation, cellular component: nucleus. Lineage: Eukaryota; Metazoa; Chordata; Actinopteri; Salmoniformes; Salmonidae. The record is from RefSeq and is a predicted model, not a curated record. Gene Ontology annotation, biological process: regulation of transcription by RNA polymerase II.
AUGCUGAGGUACGUCUACCAACUGGGCCUGAGGCUUCAUAAUGCUGAGUACGUCUACCAACUGGGCCUGAGGCUUCAUAAUGCUGAGAGGAUUGGUGACUCAUACCGUGGCUACUGUAACACCGACACAGAGCUGGAGACCAUCCUCCUGCUCCACAAGCAGCAGACCAACAGUGUGUUUGGGACACGCCAGUCCCCCUCCCCUGCCAAGCCUGCCAGCCGUCUGAUGUGGAAGUCCCAAUACGUACCUUACGAUGGCGUCCCUUUUGUCAAUGCAGGCAGUAGAGCUAUAGUGAUGGAAUGUCAGUAUGGUCCAAGGAGGAAAGGCCUCCAGCCCAAGAAGACUGCAGAGCAGAACAUCAGUCCGAUCAUUGAUUACAAAGCUACAUGCCCUGCCAGGAUCUAUAUCAAGAAGGUGUGUAAGUUUCCUCAGCACCGGGUGCCUACGGAUCCUAACGUAGACAAGAGGGUCGUUCGUCAGGAACAGGAGAAAGCCUUCUUCAACCUCCGGAAGACCCUGUGGGACGUGGGGCGGAGUCCUGAGGUACUACAUGCAGCUCCCCACCCAGAAAGCUCACCUCUAUCAUGA